This is a messenger RNA of Nerophis ophidion (straightnose pipefish), 2064 nucleotides long. It is a transcript of the gene mfsd8, whose product is annotated as major facilitator superfamily domain containing 8. The record is from RefSeq and is a predicted model, not a curated record. Gene Ontology annotation, biological process: transmembrane transport. Gene Ontology annotation, molecular function: transmembrane transporter activity. Lineage: Eukaryota; Metazoa; Chordata; Actinopteri; Syngnathiformes; Syngnathidae. The transcript has 12 exons. Gene Ontology annotation, cellular component: lysosomal membrane. Bases 326 to 1837 code for a protein of 503 amino acids.
UUAACGGAAGUGGGAUUUAGCAAUAGCUUGAAGUGAAAGUUGUCAAGCGUGCUUGUUAUCAAGUUAUGGUCUCAUAGUCCAUCUUUACUCUCAUUUUGUGGCGCACUUAAUUGAGACAAAAAAUAUUUUUUCAUCGUUAAUGAGUCAAAAUAAUAUGCGUGGGACGUUUGCAUUUAGCAGACGCGACGCGUAUAAUGUUAGUUGUAUUGGCUAAAGCUAGAGUAGCUAGCUCCUAUAGCUUUCCGAUAGACACUGUUCGAUGACAACUAGGAUACAAACUCUCGAAUUUAGCUUCAAUUUAGUAUAACAUUUUUUUUAAAUAAGAAUGCCUGAGUUCGUAGAUGAAGACGAGACAACGCCAUUACUCAGAGAUGACCCAAGGGGCAAUGACUUCCAAGAUGACAAUUACAAAAGCCGAUGGCGAUCCAUCAGAGUCAUGUACUUCACUAUGUUCCUCAGCAGCGUGGGUUUCACUAUUGUUAUAACAUCACUGUGGCCAUACCUGCAAAAAAUCGAUGACAGUGCCAAUGCCACAUUCCUGGGAUGGGUUGUAGCUGCCUACAGCCUAGGCCAGAUGGUGGCGUCGCCACUAUUUGGUCUUUGGUCAAAUCACAGGCCGCGCAGAGAACCGCUGGUGUGCUCCAUUUUAAUCAACCUGUCCGCUAAUAUCUACUAUGCCUAUGCAUACCUGCCCAGGACACACAACAAGUACCACAUACUCAUGUCCAGAGCCUUUGUGGGAUUUGGAGCAGGUAAUGUGGCUGUUGUGAGGUCCUAUGUUGCUGGAGCAACAUCCCUGAAGGAGAGGACAAACGCUAUGGCCAACAUGAGCGCAUGUCAAGCCUUGGGUUUUAUCCUUGGACCAGCUCUGCAGGCUGGCUUGACGUUCAUCGGUGAGCUUGGCUACACCUUGGCCGUCAUUGACUUGAAGCUCAACAUGUACACGGCACCUGCUCUACUAGCCACCAUCUUCGGCGUCAUCAACAUCCUGUUGGUCGUGCUGGUGCUCAGGGAACACCGCGUCAACGAUGACGGGCAACACAUCCAAGCCGUCAACUACAUAUCCGAAGAUCAAGUUAGCAUCACUGAGGACUCUGAGGAAAACAUCGACCGAGUCGCUGCUGUAACCUCUAACGUCCUUUUCUUCAUCGUCAUGUUUAUUUUUGCCGUUUUCGAGACGAUCGCCACCCCUUUGUCCAUGGACAUGUUUGCUUGGACGAGGAAGGAGGCCGUAUUCUACAACGGCAUCAUCAUCUGCUGCAUCGGGUUUGAGUCCAUCCUGGUCUUCCUGGUGGUCAAAGUGGCCUCUCAAAGGGUUGGGGAUCGUCCUGUCUUGCUUGCAGGCUUGGCCAUCAUAUUCUGCGGCUUCUUUGUACUGCUUCCAUGGGGGAAUUAUUACCCGAAAAUCCAGUGGGCAGACCUGAAAAACAACUCGUUGAUCAGUCAAACGUCGUCCAACGGUACUUUGGAGCCGACUGGUUGUCCGUACGAGCAAACGUGGUGCCAGUACACGCCCGUCAUCUACCUGGCUCAGUACAUCUCCUCGGACUUCCUUAUCGGAGUGGGCUACCCGGCUUGCAAUGUAAUGUCCUACACGCUCUAUUCCAAAAUCCUUGGACCCAAACCACAGGGCGUGUACAUGGGCUGGCUGACUGCAUCUGGCAGCGGAGCGCGGACUUUGGGCCCCGUGUUUGUCUCGCACGUCUACACCCUCCUAGGACCACGCUGGGCAUUUGCCCUCAUCUGCAUCAUGGUCGCAGCCGCCAUCGUCCUCCUCAGCGCCGUCUACCACAGACUUAUCGCCUUCUCUGUACGCUAUGGGAGGGCGAUAGAUUGAGGACGCCGUUUUUUUUCUCUUGAAGAAAGGCCAAAGAUGAUUUUACAACGGGACCAAUGAGUUACUGCAAUUUUGUUACUUCAACUGCAUUUAACUGAACACAAUUUUAACUUCACUGGCACACUGACUGGUUUAAAUAAAUGUGACCUAGCGCUAAUGUGAAUAUACAUAUUUAACUUUGUGUGUUUUAAUGAAGAAAUUAAAUUUCAUAUUUUUAUGAUUGCUUA